Cantharellus anzutake is the source of this 1485-nucleotide messenger RNA. RefSeq lists its product as uncharacterized. NCBI's taxonomy places the organism in Eukaryota, Fungi, Basidiomycota, Agaricomycetes, Cantharellales, Hydnaceae. Gene Ontology annotation, cellular component: nucleus. Gene Ontology annotation, molecular function: RNA binding. The record is from RefSeq and is a predicted model, not a curated record. Gene Ontology annotation, biological process: negative regulation of apoptotic process. Bases 484 to 1302 code for a protein of 272 amino acids. The transcript has 5 exons.
UUACAUUUUGGUGAGAGAAGGUAAAGUACUCUACCCACAACUGAUAUAUCGAUGUUGUGCUUGUCCAUGAAAGCCAGUUUCUGGUCUCGAUCCCAAUACUGUGGUCCAACGGGCCGUCCCCCACUAAAAAUUGUCAUUUCAAGGCCAGGAUGAAUCCACUUUGAAACGCCCAUGCCUAGGCUCGUUCUCCAAUAUGACCAAACGAUCACCAUCCGACCUCGAUUUUAUUAGAGGAACUGCGGUUCGUUGCCUCAGGAGGGAGGCAUAUCUUGGCAGGUACAGGUGAGUGUGCACGUCCACAAGCAAUGCACGGGAAGCCAUGAGCCGGCCAGCAGUUCCCAAGAUUCUCUCGGGCUCGAGGAGAUGGAUCAGAACACCAAUAUUAAUUCCUUAUUCCUUGCACACGAAUCACGGGGUUUACAUUGUUUGUCGGCUCGACAAAAAUAAGCCAAGCUCUGCUCUGCAGACGCGCUCCUUCACCACAUGUCGGGUUUCUCAGAAGAGGUUCAUUUACGCAACAAAGUCUCUCGGGCUUUUGGUUCGGCCCGCAAUGCUUCCCCAGAAAAGAGACGAGAAGUAUCUGGCGAGCUGCUCAAAUGUCUCCAAUCGAACUAUCAGAGCGUCAGGACUGCGGCAUCUAGACAACUCGCACUUCUCUUUAAACAUAUGGGAGAAAUGCAAGAGCAGGCAAUUGACACCAUCCUCGACUUGUGCGAGGAUCCAGAAACCUCUGUACGAAUGAUUGGCUAUAAACUGCUGAUGGAUACGGCUAGGCGCGAGCCAGCCUGGGCACCUCGGAACACAGACGUUCUUGUUCAAUUGUUGCAAAACGAGGAUCCUUUGGAGCUGCAGACUAUCCAGAACUCCCUUUUUGAGAUAAUUAAGGACCUCCCUGCCAAAUCUCUGCCCAUCCUAGUCGAAUAUCUUGUUGGAGAUGGUGCAGAACACACGACAGAACUGCGAGAUCACGUCAUCACGUUCUUGACGGGCAGAUCAAGUCAUGAGAUCAUCCCAAUAUUGCUUCAGGAUGGUGCAGGCGCUCAACUAAUCGAAGGCCUUGUCAAGGUCUUGAGCGGCGCUUCAGCUACUAAUGCGCAGUUAAUUGUCGACAAGCUGCUGCAUCCCUUUUUCAGAGAGCGCCCGCAUCCCAAGUUGGCACACAAUGCCGUCCGGUCUAUCUUGCACAACGUCGAAAGCCCCCGCAGGAACUCUGACGGAGAGGUCCAACAAUUGGAUGGGGACCAGCUCGUUGCCAGCUGCUUCCCCCGCACCUUCCCUUAUCUCGAGAUUGAAUAUCAAUGAGCCUGCAGUUUCGGACGGCGAAUCUCCGGAGGUUUCGAGAGAGACCAAACGACCGAGAACGGAUUCAUUGCUUAGUCGACUAGGUGACAAACUCACACCAUCUCCCAAGCCCACUCCAACCAUACCAGUGAAUUCUUCCCAUCCUCUGCCGCCCCGUCCUUCCCCAUCCGUUCUAGCCAAAUC